Molecule: messenger RNA, 1134 nt
Organism: Benincasa hispida (wax gourd)
Lineage: Eukaryota; Viridiplantae; Streptophyta; Magnoliopsida; Cucurbitales; Cucurbitaceae
Product: 1-aminocyclopropane-1-carboxylate oxidase homolog
Source: RefSeq, a predicted model, not a curated record
GAUCUUCCAACUCCUUGAGAAUUCCAAGUCAAAACAAAAUGAUCAACGUCACACCUUUCUCCAAACUUGAUGAAACCUUCGACAGAGCUUCAGAACUGAAAGCCUUCGACGAUACUAAGGCCGGCGUCAAAGGACUUGUGGACUCUGGCAUUGCCGAGAUCCCAGGAAUAUUCUACCGCCCACCCAAAGACGGCUCCAAUUCCGGCGAGACCCCUGUUUCGAACGAACCCCAUUUGGGUGUUCCGGUGGUGGAUCUGGAAGAUAUCGAUAAAGAUCUAUUGAAACGCAGAGAAGUGGUGGACAAAAUCCGAGAAGCUUCAGAGACGUGGGGGUUCUUCCAAGUGGUUAACCAUGGAGUUCCAGUGAGUGUUCAGGAGGAGAUCAUAAAUGGGGCACAUCGAUUUUUCGAACUGGACAUUGAAGAGAAGAAACAAUAUUAUACAAGAGACAAUAGUAAGCCUUUUUCUUACAACUGCAAUUUCGAUUUGUUUAGCGCACCCUCUGCUAAUUGGAGGGACACCAUCUUCACUCAAAUGGCCCCAAAUUCUCCUAGCUCCCAAGAUUUGCCUCAAGUUUGCAGCUCAGUGACAAAAUUACGCAACCAUAUUCCAUGAUUGGACGUCUUAUAACAUGCUAUAAACUCCACAGUCAUGAUAGAAGAAGCCAUAAGUGUUUGUUUAACACUUUUCCAGGAUACAGCUCCUCCAGCCAACAUGAAGAUAUAACCUGAAGUGGAUUGCAAAAUAUCUUGGCAUCCAGCAUAAUCGAAAUCAGAAUACCCAAUGAUCUCCAAAACUUCUGAUCUUCUAUAAGUGAGCAUAUAAUCUUUUGUUCUCUAUAAAUACCUCAUAACCCAUUUUGUUGUUUUCCAAUGAUCAAUCUCUGAGUUGCUCAAAUAUCUGUCUAACACUCCAACUAUGAAUGCAAUAUUUAGACGCGUACAUACUUAAGUAUACAUUAGACUUCCAACAGUUGAUGCAUAGGAAACCUUUUGCAUCUUCUUAGUCUCGAGUAUAGUCUUGGGGCAUUGACCUAAAUGAAAUUUAUCACAUUUAGCGACUAGGGUACCUCCUGGUGCACAAUCUUUCAUGCCAAAUCUACUCAAAAUCUUUUCAAUGUAGUUCUUUUGUGAUA